Lodderomyces orthopsilosis Co 90-125 is the source of this 3795-nucleotide messenger RNA. RefSeq names its product chromatin-modulating protein (gene GIN1). The transcript has a single exon. The record is from RefSeq and is a predicted model, not a curated record. Bases 1 to 3795 code for a protein of 1264 amino acids. Gene Ontology annotation, molecular function: anaphase-promoting complex binding. NCBI's taxonomy places the organism in Eukaryota, Fungi, Ascomycota, Pichiomycetes, Serinales, Debaryomycetaceae. Gene Ontology annotation, biological process: mitotic DNA replication checkpoint signaling; activation of protein kinase activity; mitotic G2 DNA damage checkpoint signaling.
AUGGUGUUUGGGAUUGAUCGCGUUGCAAAAUUAAGGAACCUUGCAAACCUCUUCUCCAGGAUUCUCUACAGACGUUCCUUUAAUCAUACGCAAAUGGAACUGGCUGAGGGUAUAGAGAGGAAAUACACACAGAUGCUCAACUUUUUGAGUGACAAACAUCCUUCCAUGGACCUUGAGCACAGCAACGAUGAAAACCUAGACGUUUCUAAACAACCAAACAACACAACCUCGAUGCUUGGUUUUGACCUCAGUGAUGAUUUUAUGAACAAUGUCGCCAACAACAAGAGUGAAGGACCAGAUUUGAGUAUAUUAGACAAAGUGAGAAGUAGAUUGUUAGGGGAAAACAAGGGACAGCAACUGUUGGAUGACACUCAGAAAAUUGACCAGGGAGAAACUCAAAUAGUUCAAGAGGAACCAUUGGAUAACCGGUUUCAACUCCUACCCCAAUUAGAAGUGGAUGAGAGUGAAUACAAUCAAUCAACACAAGCAAUUGACGCUAAAAGUCAUCUUCAUCAAGAAUUUGGCCCUACGCAGGUAGUUCACAAAAAUUUGGAAGCUACUCAUGUUAUCGAAAAUGGAUCAGCCCUUGGUCCCACUCAAAUAUUAGGUAGUGGAAAUACACAACCAGAGCAGACUACGCCUUCAAAGUCUACUUUUGAUACUACCCAAGUGAUUCCUCGGAAGGAUUUGCAGAAUUUAUUUGUGGAGUCGGAGGAUGAAGAGGAAGCACAACCUAUGACGUCUCAAGAAAGACAGCGAAAAAUAGCUCAAUUAGCCGAGGAAAAGAGACAAGCCCGACUUCAGAAGGAACGAGAGGAAUUGGAACAGGAUAUGACCAAAGGCUCAUUAACUGAUGAAGAGGAAGAACUCAAUACUGAAGCCAAUGACACGGUUGUAUCAUCACAUAUGAAAAGUGAUGGUUUGUCCACCAAAGACUUAGAAAAAGCUCAAGAAUUUAUCAAUAUACAAAAGCGUCAAAUUGAUAUUAGGCCUGAUUUUGAAAGAAAACAAGUGUUUACCAAGGAAAAGUUUUUGGAUUUGUUUUCCGACGAUGAAGAUGAAGAUGAAGACAUUUUUGGCUUGACUAAAAAAGCCACCCAAGCUCAGCAACCUUCUUCGCCAACUAUGGAUGAGGUGUUGAAAUCAAGCCCAACAACAUCCCCAGUUAAAGACAAUACAUUUGAUUUGUUUCAGAUACAUUCAAAACCAACACAAUCAUCAAAUCCACUUGAAUUGUAUGCUCAAAGAUUGAAGCAAAACUUACCAAGCUCGCCUUCAAAUAAUCAGCAUAACAAAGGACCUGUGAUUAAUUUAGAUUCAGACUCUGAUGCUGAAAUAGGCCAUUCAUCUUCACCAUUGAGAACUCAACACAAUUCUCGUUUCUCUAAUCAUGCCACAGAAUUGGAUGUGAUCCCUGAACUUACAAAAGAACAGAAAUUCCUCAUAAGACAGCGUUUUGCAAAGAAAAAGUAUCAAAAUUCCAAACAUACUGCAAAGGACACAGAUAAGCAUAAUCGACAAAGUAAUUUUUUCAAGCAAUUGCAAAAAAGAAAUAUAGACCAAUUGAAAGUUCAUAAAAUGAAUGAUCCUGAACAUGCCUUGAUGGAGGAACUUGAAAAAGAUGAAGAGUCAAUGGCUUCGCUAUUAGAAAGAGAAAUGGAAAGGGUGAGAAAGAUUAGAAAGAAGGAAAAGUUACAAGAAAGAGCCAAAUUGGCUCUAUUGGGUAAGAAAUUGGGAAUGAAAAUGGUGGAAAGUGGGGAUGAUGGUGAAUGUGACCAAGAUAUACCAGAGAGUGAUGUUGCAGGCUCAGAGGUUCCAGAUAGCGAUUACAACUCUGAUGACCAAGACCAAGACGAUGAUGUUGGCGAAGAAGAGGAAGACAACAAAGAGGUUGAAUUCAGCGACAUCAACUCCUCUUUUAACGACAACGAAGGUGAACAGAAUCUUGUUACUCACGAUGAUGAUAGUCAUGAAUUGUUCCAGAAUUUGCAACCAAGAGAUAAGGAUAAUUCUUUUAUGUCGACGCAAGGAGAUGCGCAAGUCAAAUGUGAACCUAAAUUACCUCUGUUUAAAGAUCUCACUCAAUCGCAAUCGCAACUGCAACAUCAGACCCAAGUCGAUCAGCCGACUCAAGUUGACAAUUCGCUUUUGGAGGACGAUUUGGAAACUCAAGUCAUCAACAAAGAACUAUAUACCCAAGCAGACGAGAAGAGUAGUAGAGCUGUUGUUGAUGAUGACGAUGACGAUUUGAUAACUCCAGCGCGCGUCAACAAGGGUCGCAAAGCAAUGAGAAACAAAAUGAUGCAAAUCAAAGAAGAACCAGAAGAUCAGCUAGAUAAGGAUGAAGAGGCGGAUGAAGCAGGUACAAAUAAAGAAGAUCCGGAAAUUUUACAACAAAGAAUCAAAGAAUAUGAACAAAAGAUCCGUAGAAAAGAGUUGCAAGCUCGUAAACGUCGGAAAGAAUUGGAAAAAAGCGGAGCCAGAUCAAUGUUUGACGGAGAAGCAGAAGAAUCUGAAGACGAAUGGAAGGGACUAGGUGGAGUUGAUGGCGAAUUUUCCGAUAUUGCCAAUUCUGAAGAUGAAAAAAUGAUUGAUAAUAAUUUAAAUAUUGAUUUACAAGAUGAUGAAAUUCGUAAAAAGUUUAUGGAAGAAUAUCAAAUUAAAGAUCAACGAGAAUUGGAAAAAUUAUUAGAUGAUAUCAAGAAUCAUAAAUUGAUUAAACGAGUUGGCGCCAAUAAUAAUGGUUUUGAUAUUGAAUUGAGUGACGAAGAAGAUCAAUUGUUAGCUGCUUAUCGAAAACAAAAAUUAAUUGAACAACAACAACGAUUGUUGCAGAAUAAGAAGUUGCAAGCUUUAAGUAAAGAUGAGAAAUCCAAGGCGUUUUUUGAUACUAUUCAAGAUAAACAUGAAGUUAUUGUGAUUGAUAGUGAUAGCGAUGUUGAAGCGUUUGGAGAUGCGACGGGAAAUCCAUUCGUUGAAGGAAAAAAUGAAUCUAGUAAGAAGAAGCCAAGUUCAGGUGAUAAAGAUUUUGUUGAGAUUGAAGAUGAAGAGGAUUCAUUGGAGAAAGAAGCACCAUUGAAACAAACGAUUAAAAUCGAAGAAUCAUUUGUUCAAAAUAAAUUAUCAUUCUUGUAUCAAUCAGUUUAUGAUGAUGAUGAUUCUGGAUAUAAUCGUAUACAAAGAUUGUCUAAAUUACAACAUGGCAUAUCUGAUGAUGAUGAUGAAGAUGUUGAUGAUAUCUUUGCAUUGAAAUCAAAGAGUGUUCUUCAAUCGAAUCGACAAGUUACCAACAUCGAUCGAAAACAAGUUAAUUCCAAAAAGAGAAAAUUGGAUCAAGAUGAACCUACUGACGUGGAUGAAAACAGACAAGAUGGUGGAGAUACUGACAAAGAUGAUGAUGAAGUCAACUACAAUAACAACAACAACAACAACAACAACGACCAAAUCAACCUCGACGUCAUCGACGAUGACGAUGAUGAUGAAUUUAUGCCCAUAUUUAAGAAACCAUCCAUAACAAAAUCAUUCAAAUCAUUCCAAGAACAAAAAGGAAUCACAUACAAUAAGCAGGGUAAACAACAGUUUUCCGGAGUCACCAUUAGUAAACAAUAUAAAGUUGUAUCAGGAUCAAAAGCAUCAAUAACUUAUAUGUCAUCGAAACUGGCCAAGAACAACCAGCAUGGACAACAGUAUAAGAGCUUUAAAGAACGAGCAAUUGAACAAAGUUUACAUAAUUCGAGAAGAGAACGGUCAGGGUCUACUUCGCUGAAAUUAUUUUCGAGUUCUGAUUUCUUAUAG